This is a messenger RNA of Lethenteron reissneri (Far Eastern brook lamprey), 4207 nucleotides long. RefSeq names its product disintegrin and metalloproteinase domain-containing protein 8-like. The record is from RefSeq and is a predicted model, not a curated record. Gene Ontology annotation, biological process: proteolysis. Lineage: Eukaryota; Metazoa; Chordata; Hyperoartia; Petromyzontiformes; Petromyzontidae. Gene Ontology annotation, molecular function: metalloendopeptidase activity.
GAUACGAACCUGGCGACCCGAAUUCCACUCACGGCCACCAACACCAUCGUUGACGAUUCUUAUCUGAACCGGUCCUGGGCCUCUCCUUGGUCGACUCAGCCUCAAAUGAGUACCUGGUGCGGUGUGUAGUAAACAUCGCUACUGGGGAAACAAAGGCGGUCGGGCGUGGUACUGGCCACCCAGCCCCUCGUGUGCCGUGCCGGCCUUCACUGGUGCUGCUCGCUAACAGCACUUGCCCCAGCAGUCUGUUGAAGGCUAUACGGGGGAUCUUUGUCUUUGUCUCGCGGUUUUGUAAAUUACAGAACUUGGCCCAUUCCCUCCCUCCCUCCACCACCACCACGAGGAGUCACCACCCACUGGUACCGCCCGUGGUGGUGGUGGCAGUGGGGAUGAUGAUGAUGGUGAAGGCUCAUUCGGUGAACGCUCCCGGCUGAGACGAGGCCUGAACGAGAGCGAGGGAGCGAGCGAGCGAUCAUCGCGUCUUCAUCUUCCCGAGGAAUGAGAUUCCUACAUCAUCACCACCAUCGCCUCCCGAACCCCAUCGCCACCCUCAUCCUCUUCCACAUCAUCGGUGCCGUCGCAACGAGGUCACGGAUACCAGCUGCUAGCGGUAGGAGCCACGCUCCCGUGAUCCACCUAUCCCAGGAAGAUGUCUUCCUGCCCAGAAUCCUGGAGGAGUCGCGGAGUCGUCGCGACGUCCCCCAGCACCAGCAGGGUCGCUGGCCCGACCAGGCGCGAUACGCGGUGCGGGUCGGGGGCCGGGACGCUGUGGUGGCGCUGCGGAGGAACCGGGAGCUGAUGUCGCAAGACUACACGGAGUUCCACUACCUGGCCGACGGGACGCCGGUGACAAACACGACGGUGGAACGGAGCCACUGCCUCUACCAGGGCCACGUGGAGGGGGAGCCGGGCUCCUCUGUCAGCCUCAGCACCUGCGAUGGCCUCCGCGGUCUCCUCCGUGUCUCCCACGGGAGCUACGUGGUGGAGCCGCUCCCCGGCUCCUCCUCGGGGGAGCACACCUCGUCACGCGUCCGCCGCUCCGCCGAGCCCCACGCCACCUGCGGGGUCGCGGACGCGGCGCCCUCCCCUCCUCCACCGUCGUCCCCUCCUCCUCCUCGUUAUCGUCACCGCGACGCGUCGCCGUGGUCGCCGCCCUGGCAGCCGGGCCGCCCCCGCGUGGCGGCAAUGGUGGCGCCCGUCACCGAGGUGCAGCGGGCGCUGCUCUCCGACACCAAAUACGUCUCGCUCGUCAUCGUGGUGGACAACGCCGAGUUCAUCAAGUUGGGGCGCGACAUGCAGCGGGUGCGCCAGCGCGUUCUGGAGAUCACGAACCACGUGGACAAGCUCUACCGCCCCCUCAACAUCCGCGUGGCGCUCGUGGGGCUGGAAGUGUGGACCCACGAGGACAAGGCGCCCAUCACCUCCGACCCCAAGCUCACCCUCGACCGCUUUCUGGACUGGCGCUUCCUCCACCUCGUGCCACGCAAGCGCCACGACAACACGCAGCUCCUCACCGGGAUGGACUUUGUCGGUGACACAGUGGGCCUGGCUCCCAUCUCGGGCAUGUGCUCCAUCCGCCAGUCUGGUGCCAUCAAUCAGGACCACCACGCGAGCGCUGUGGGCGUCGCCACGACGAUGGCGCACGAGAUGGGGCACAACCUGGGCAUGACCCACGACUUGGCGGAGCGGGGCUGCGUAUGUGCCACGCCCGAGGAGCGCGGCGGCUGCCUCCUCUCUCCCGGACUUGGCUCGCUGUUCCCGCUCGAGUUCAGCAGCUGCAGCCAGGGGGACCUGCGCAACUUCCUCCUGACGGGGCUCGCCGAGUGCCUGCUGUCCCCACCGGCGCCCGGCGAAGUCUACGGCGGCUCCGUCUGUGGCAACCUCUUCCUGGAGCCCGGAGAGGAGUGUGACUGCGGCACCGCCGAGGAGUGCACCAACCCCUGCUGCGAUCCGCUCACCUGCCGCCUGCAGCCCGGGGCCGAGUGCGCGCACGGGGCCUGCUGCGACAGCUGCAAGGUGGCACCGGCGGGCAGGGAGUGCCGCCCGGCGCGGAGCGAGUGCGACCUGCCGGAGUCGUGCGACGGCGCCGCCCCGUCGUGCCCUCCCAACCUCCGCAUGGCGGACGGCACCCCCUGCCAGGGCGGCGCCGCCUUCUGCCACUCGGGCGCGUGCCCCACGCCGCUCCAGCAGUGCCGCUCGCUGUGGGGCGCCGGUGCGGACGUGGCGCCGGCCGUGUGCUUCGAGCGCGUGAACGUGCAGGGAAACAAGUACGGCAACUGCGGCGUGGACACGCACGGCUACGUGGCCUGCGCCCAGAGGGACACGCGAUGCGGGAAGCUACAGUGCGUGGGGGGGGAGGGCUACCCCAUAACAGGGGUCACGUACACCCUGCGUGUGCCCUGGGGGGCCGCCCUCACGGUCUGCAAGAUCGCUGGGCACGAGAGCGACCGCUCGGGGCGGCCCCCCACUGCCGGGGAGCCCCCAGCCGGCAGCGUCCUCUCUGGCACCAAGUGCGGCGACGAUAAGGUGUGCGUCUUUGGGAAGUGCCAGGACGUGAGCUCGCUGGGCGCUGACGAGUGCACGGCCAAGUGCAACGGCCACGGGGUGUGCAACAACCUGCGCAGGUGUCACUGCGACCCCGGCUGGGAGCCUCCGUUCUGCCUGGAGCGUGCGAGUGGAGCAGGGCUGCCAGUGGUGGUGGUGGUGGUCUGUGCGGUGGUGGCGGCAGUGGUGGCAGUGGUGGUGGUAGCGGUGGUGGCGGCCGUGUGUGUCCGUCGACGGAGGAGAACGAGCAUCGGCUACAAGCAGCACGACAGCAGGAGCACCGCCAGCGUUGCCAAGACGACGACGGUGGCCACCGCCAGCGUUACCAAGACGACGACGGCAGUGGCCAUCUCAAGCCCCCGCUUCAAGUCGAGCACGAACCACGCGGCCCAACAACGGCUGCCCCUCCCCGCGCCGCUCCCGCCGCUCCCCGCACCGCCCCCAGCGGCCCCCGGCACCGUUGCUGCGACACGCGCGUUGUUCCUUCAGAGUCCCUCCAAGGCUGCCCCCGCUCCUCCCGGGGCUCCGUUCAGGCCACGGCCCCUCAAGUCGGUGACCUCGCCGACCUCGCCGACCUCUGAGGCAGCGCCACAGCCCAGGCCCCGCCCGCCCGUCCCCUGCAAGCCCCUGCCGCUUCUCUCCACCGGCAUCAGAGGGGGGGGCCCAUCCCGGCCACUGCUGCCCCCCAAACCGCUCAUGCCCCCCAAAGUUGGGCCGCGGUGACACCCCCCCCCCCCCCCCCCCCAUUUUAUUUCUUGUUACGCAUCGUCGUUUUUGGCGUCGGUAGCAUCUGCCAUGGUCUAUCCACUGCUGAAGGCCGGCACUUGUUCGUCACCACGUAUCGUGAUCUAACGACUGCUGGAUGGACUCGAUAUACUGCCACCUAUUCACAGUCCUGAAACCCAUCGGUCUCGUCUCACCGAUGCACUCGCGAUGGCCCCGUCGCUCGACCUCCACGGCGGUGGUCAUCCUCAAAUAGGCCGCGGUCCUUCCUUCGGCCGCCAUGCCGUCACCGGUCUUGUUCGUUGGCCAUAAUCACCCAUAAUCACCCAUAAUCAACCCUUCUGGCGAUUAAAAACGCCACCGGUCCAGGCCCAUUUGCCGCAUCACCAGUCCGUCCCUCCGUGUGACGUCUCCAACGUUUGUUCGUUCCCCGCUCCACGUGCUCCUCGUCCCCAUUUUGAAGACUGAAAAUUACUUGAAUAUUCGUGGUGAAUGCGAGACUCUCUUCACAAGGCUGGAGUGUGUAUUUAUCAUUGGCAACAUCGACUUUACGCUGUUUAAUUAAUGGCAGCUGUGAACCUGGUUAUCAACCCAGGGAUCUAAAGGGUGCUGGUUUUGGCCAUUAAAACUCCAUUCUUUUUUCAGCCAGCCGGCCCCCACCUCAGGCUGAAAUAAUUAUUAAUUUAUCAUCUCAGCCCAGCCUUGCCUCAAGAGGGUCCCACACGAUCUCACUAUGACGUGUUGUCUUCUGAAAGUACUUUUUUAACCUUUUUUAUGCUUUUACAAAGCAGCUGUGAGGUCUGCAAUGGUUUACUGGUCUUAAGUGAAUUUUUUUAUUUAUGGCUUUUUUUUUAAUCGCGAAUUUGCGUCCGAGUCCGUGAGGUUUGAAAGUCUGUUGACCAAAAAUACGCGUGAAUAAUGAUAAUAAACAUGCUCGAUC